AUGGCCACUGCAGCCUCCAAUCUGUACCUGACCAGCAGCAGCAGAAACAACAUGCUAACAUCGCACUCCCUCGUCCACAGCGAGCCGUCCUCCACUAUGCAAGCGGCGGCGGCGGCGGCGGCGGCCGCCACUUUCCGGAGCCACCCUUCCAAACUCCUCGCCAGUGACUACCUGCCGGCUCUGGCCGGGAACGGGCACCCUCUGUCGCACCAAUGGGUGACGGCUGUACCUGAGGGCAGCAGCCCGUGGGCGGCGGCGGCGGCGGCGGCGAUUGCGGCCAGUCCCCUGGGUCAACAGGACUCGAAGCCGGGAAGGGACGAGUUACAGCCCCACCGACACCCCCAUCACCACCAUCACCCUCACCCCCAUCACCACCAUCACCCUCACCACCAACAACAGCAGCAUCACCAACAACAGAGUCAACACCACUCGCCCCACUGGAGCGGCGCGGGGAGCGGCGCGGGCAACGGCGGAGGCGGGGCGCCGCAUCUCUACUCGCAGACUGCCUUCCAAGUCAACGGGUUGUUGGAGCACAUCAGCCCGCCUCAGGCUCCGGGGCAGCCCCCGCAGACCUCGGCAGUGCACCCGGGGCUGAGGGAGGGCUCCGAGGCCGGCGCCGAGUUGAGCCAAGCCGGCCACUCUUGCCUGGAGCACUCGGACGAGGAGACGCCGACCUCGGACGAGCUCGAGCAGUUCGCCAAGCAGUUCAAGCAGAGGCGGAUCAAGCUGGGCUUCACCCAGGCGGACGUGGGGCUGGCCCUGGGCACCCUGUACGGCAACGUCUUCUCGCAGACCACCAUCUGCAGGUUCGAGGCGCUGCAGCUCAGCUUCAAGAACAUGUGCAAACUCAAGCCCUUGCUCAACAAGUGGCUGGAGGAGGCCGACUCCAGCACUGGGAGCCCCACCAGCAUCGACAAGAUCGCAGCCCAGGGCAGGAAGCGCAAGAAGCGCACCUCCAUCGAGGUGAGCGUGAAAGGAGCGCUGGAGACUCACUUCCUCAAGUGCCCCAAGCCAGCCGCCCAGGAGAUCUCCACCCUGGCCGACAGCCUGCAACUGGAGAAAGAGGUGGUAAGGGUCUGGUUCUGCAACCGGAGGCAGAAGGAGAAGAGGAUGACGCCGCCUGGACUUCAUCAGCAAGACGAGGUAUUCGUCCACAGUAUGGACUCAGAGACCCCGACCCACCGCGACCUUUAACCGCCCUCCCUGCUAUCCUUUCCACUCAGCGCUGGCUGGGGGACUCGCCCGAACAGAGAAAGGGAGAAGAGAGACCCACACACACACACACACCUCCUUUUAUCUCCCCACCAUCACCCCUCCACCCUCCUUCGUUCCUCAACCCCCACUUAAAUUACAUAUUGGACUGCCGCAACCGGGAUAGAGGCAGAACACUUCUUAAAAGAAAAAGAACGAGAAAGUUGUAUAUCUGAAACGAGAAAAGUCUGCAAGCGGGGCGAAGCCUCUCUCCAACUCGAUGUACAGUUUUAGCAGACGUCUCGGAUC
Molecule: messenger RNA, 1500 nt
Organism: Rhincodon typus (whale shark)
Lineage: Eukaryota; Metazoa; Chordata; Chondrichthyes; Orectolobiformes; Rhincodontidae
Product: POU domain, class 3, transcription factor 4-B-like
Exons: 1
Coding region: 1-1194 (397 amino acids)
Biological process (GO): regulation of transcription by RNA polymerase II; brain development
Cellular component (GO): nucleus
Molecular function (GO): DNA-binding transcription factor activity, RNA polymerase II-specific; RNA polymerase II cis-regulatory region sequence-specific DNA binding
Source: RefSeq, a predicted model, not a curated record